AGGCUGGAGGGGGGCGGGUUGCGGCUGGCACGUGCGUCAUUUCCGUUGUCAGGUUGGGGGCUCCGUUGGUUGGGUGCAGCGGGCGAGGCUUUUGACGGGAUGGAAUCGGCUGCCGAUGCCGCGGCGACGUUCGCCUCGUUCCGCGGUCAACCGGCUCCUUCAGGGAUGCAUCUGGUGUCAGUCGACUGCCCUGGGAUAUAACUGCAGAGCGGUCGGUGAAAGAGGCCUGCCCAGCGGAUCGAAUCGAAUCGAUAGGUGAACCCGCGGGCCUGGCAUGAGAGGCGGGGACCGGCGAUGCCGUCUGACCUGCUGAGUUCCAGCAUUUUGUGUGUGUUGCUUUGGAUAUCCAGCAUCUGUAGAUUUUCUCAUUUAAUUGGAGGAGGAAGAUGAAGAGGCGAGUGCUAGACAGAGGAGCCGGUGAAUCCUCGGUACAAUCCAAAGCUCUUUGUACAGGAAUCUCUGGGAGCAACAGUAAAAGAGCUGGGCCAUUUAUCCUUGGUCCUCGUUUAGGAAAUUCACCUGUACAGAGCAUUGUUCAAUGUUUGGCGAGAAAAGAUGGAACAGAUGACUUCUAUCAAUUAAAAAUUCUUACUCUUGAAGAUAGAGGUGAAGGAAUUGAAACUCAGGAAGAAAGACAAGGCAAGAUGCUCUUACAUACGGAGUACUCCCUUCUGUCCUUGCUGCACAGUCAAGAUGGAGUGGUGCAUCACCAUGGUCUAUUUCAGGAUAGAGCUGUUGUAGAAGAGUUUGAAUCAAACAAGCUUGUACGGAGAAUGAAGAAAAGAAUCUGUUUAGUUCUUGACUGCCUUUGCGCUCAUGACUUCAGUGACAAGACGGCUGAUCUCAUCAAUCUACAGCAUUAUGUUAUUAAAGAGAAGCGGCUCAGUGAACGUGAAACAAUUGCAAUAUUUUAUGACGUGGUACGGGUAGUGGAAGCUUUACACAAGAAGAAUAUUGUGCAUAGGGAUCUGAAGCUCGGGAACAUGGUGCUAAAUAAAAGGACCCAUCGGAUCACCAUCACGAACUUCUGCCUAGGAAAACAUCUAGUUAGCGAGGAUGAUUUACUCAAAGAUCAGCGUGGAAGCCCAGCCUACAUCAGCCCUGAUGUGCUGAGUGGCCGGCCAUAUAGGGGCAAACCCAGUGACAUGUGGGCACUAGGUGUGGUGCUCUUCACAAUGCUUUAUGGGCAAUUUCCAUUUUAUGACAGCAUACCUCAGGAGCUUUUCAGGAAAAUCAAAGCAGCAGAAUAUACCAUCCCUGAAGACUGCCGUGUAUCAGAAAACACAGUUUGCUUGAUUCAGAAAUUGCUACUUCUGGACCCACAGCAAAGGCUAACAGCAACUGAAGUGCUGGAUUCAUUGAGCUCCAUCAUAGCUACAUGGCAGUCUCUUUCGUCACUUAGUGGUCCUUUACAGGUGGUGCCAGAUAUUGAUGACCAAGUCAACAAUCCAGAAAUCUUACAGGAGGCAAAAGUCACAGAAGAGUCGUCACAGUAUGAAUUUGAAAACUACAUGCGGCAGCAGUUAAUGCUGGCUGAGGGAAACACUAUGCAUGAGGUGAAGAGUUUUGCACAGAAGAGACAGUUUAGCAACAUCCCGCCAGUGAGGCGAUUGGGCCAUGAUGCCCAGCCCAUAAAUCCUCUUGAUGCAGCAAUUCUUGCUCAGCGCUACCUGCGGAAAUGAUGGGCAGACACAGGACAGGAAUCUCCGCGUGCCAAUUUAACAGCACAGUAAUACUCAUCGUGCCACGUACUACCAAUCCUGAGCAAUACAGUAUUCUGUGACAGAUAUGUAGCAUUGGAUACCACCUCCUCAAAGGAUAGCUGUAGUUUGAGACAACUGAAGAUGGCUCUUUGAAAAGGACAAUAUUGCAGCAUCUUCUGGGAUAGUAGUAGAUUUUAGUUUUACUUUAUAUAAUCUACCUCUUUAUUCAUUUAAUCAUGACACUUCUCAGAACUGUAUAUUGAGAGACUAGGUCGAGGUAUUUGUCCUAUGUUUUGACUCUGUAAAGAACUUGUACUGCGAGGGAUUGUAAGAGCAUUAAGAAUUGGGCGAGUUCAUUGCUGUGGAGUUCCAAUUUGCCGGCAUUACCCAUCAACUAAUAAUCUUACUUUGUUUUUCUACCUGCCUACCCCUCCCCAUUUGUUAAUUAUUUUUGUCAAAUUCAGUGUGGUACAAAAUGCCCAUCAAAAAAAAAUGUGAAGGAAAGAAAACUAAUGUGAUUAAUUCCCAGAAAAAUUGUUUAUACUGUGUGCAUCUGCAGGUUCAAUGAACCUUCCCCAUCUUUUUUUGCUUUGCUUUUAUUUUUAUUGUGGGAUUGAAAGUUUUUAAUUUGGAGUUUCGUAUGUUUUUAAAACUACAGUACUUCAACAGCAGUUUGUAUUCCACGGCCACAGGAGGUUUAAGUUCACUGAGCUGCAAAACACUAGUGUCCUUUCUAUAUUUCUAAACAAGCUCAGGGACAACAUUUAGAGUCUUCACAUGGAUUUCAGUGAUGCAUAGAAAAUUUUGUCAGUGUUUCUGCGCUUAACAAUGCGCCACUUGUCCAGGCAGAGUGUUUGAAGACCCCAUGUUGAUGCUGGCAGAAAUUUGAGGUAAACUGGCCAUAAUAGUUCCCAGUAUACUGGUUGUAGCACUUCGUUGAUUUGGUAUCUACGAAUCUAGUAGCAACCAUGACUUUGCUGCAAUAGUGUGUUUAGUGAGUCUAUCGACCCCUUCAGUUUUGCCCUCCUGCUACCUGGCGAUGCACAGAAUUUUCAACUUUGAAAUGUUCUUCAGUGAAGUUGAUAGGGCAGUGAGGUGGAACAUGGAUAGUAGGGAAGUUAUGUCUGGUUGUAAUCAUGUACUGCUGUGUACUUCAGUUUGUAGCAUUUCCUUUGGUGGGGCAGAUUUUUUUCCCUGCAGCAAUGGACUUGUGAAUCUAGUAACAUAAAGGCUGUGACUAGCUACUGGCAAUGGCAUUUAGCAUAACUCCUUUUGGUGACACUUUGGGCAACAGCUAACCCCCUUGUUGGUCUUGCUUAAAUAAAAUGCUUCCAGCUUGGUUAGUUGAGGAUGUAUCAAACUCUUCUGUGAUGUGGCAAUCUGGCAUAUGUUUUUUAAGCAUAGCCUGCUAGCUGCAGCAUCAUUACCAGUGAUGAAUAUCCAUUGACUCUAAAACGGGCAAUAGAUUCCAUCAAACAUGGGAUUCUCCACCAUUUUUUCCUUUUGAAGGACAGUUGAGACUGUUACAUUGCUAACCCUCUCAAGACCUAGAUUUGGAUGCUGUUUGAUAAUCUAAUAUCCUAGGAUUUAUAUUAAAGACGUCUUUGGAGUGUAGUUCAACUGUAGCACAAUCAUGCCAGCCAGAUAUUGCCUCAGUAUGGCUUUAGUUAUCUUAGGCCUAAUUUCAAUAGGGUAUGUAAAAUUACUCUGAUGUGGUCACCAAUGAUGUUGAAAUCUUGUGUGUACAUAUAUUUUUUGUGGUAGGUUUUGGGCUUCAUUGGAUUUUAAUACUGUUUUGAAUUUAAUUUGGUAGUAACACCCUAAAUAAAUGCCUAUCUUGCCUAAAUAUAGUUAACCUGUGAAAAUACAGUUCUUGGAGAGAGAAUGUUCCUGCAGAACCUUUUGUUUGUGCAAAAAGUUGUGUAGCAGGAGGUACUGUACACCUUCAACAGGCAAUGCCAGUUGCUCUGGAUGGUGGGGGAAAAAAGUAAGGCUAGUCCUUGUUUUUCCUGUAAGUUUGGGAUAAAUAAAGGAGCGAGUUGUACUUAUUUUGAGGAACUGAAGCAUGCAAGUCAUUCAUUGAAAAUGUAUUGUUGCCCAAUGGAAGAGUACAGGUGUCUGAGGUUUUUUCACACUUUUGAAUAACUUUUGUGGACUCUUCUCUGCCUCCUUCUGCCAGUCUAAAAGUUUGCUAACUGUUUCUAAUUUUCUUGAACCUGUGUUUGAAAGAUAGUUUCUUAACCUUUGUAGUAGUGAGCAAAGCCUUUGUUGAGCAUCAAAUUGAGAAAUCUUCAAUAUGAGUUCAUUUAAAUGUUUAUUAACUGGGAAAAGUUGUAUAAAAGGAAUCAAACUGAUCCAAAUACUUUAAAUUUUAAUAUGUAUUAUGGAAAUAUUUGGUUUUUGUGUGAUGGAACUAUUUCUAUAAUAUAUAUUAAACUGAAAUAAGCUGUUAUGCCGUAUCCGGUUGAUUAACCCAAUCCAUAGGUGUUUGGGUUGGUAAGGGAUAGCAAGGGCAAUGUACUCACUUAGGUUUGGAUUGAAGAUUUGCAAUAUUUUCAAGACUUUUGGGCCCUCAGGGAUUAGUGUUAUGGGACUUGUUUGGUGUCUAGGUGCUUUCUGAUGUGGCAAACAUGUGCUAAGUUGGAAAUACUUAACUCUGUGUAGGGGUUUUCUUGUAUUAGCAAGUUGAGCUUUCAGUGGAAUCAAACCUGUCCAUUCAGUUGCACAUGAGGAUGAGUUUGUAGGUGCAAUUUCCCCAAUGUACUGGGAUCCUGUUGGUUGAGUGGAUAUAUCCCAUGUAUACCUGUGAGCUAAUAAAUUGAAGUGGAAUAUAAAGCAGCAAUCUGUGAUGAAACUCAAGAAUGGAUGGGUUAAAGUGCACAAGGUUUUUAAAAUAAUUUUUUUUAAAAAAUUGAAAUGGUCUUCUAUGGCCAAGGUAGCUUUAUAAAUGGUGAAUGUGAGGUUUGUUGAAAUAAGGAUUGACAUCUGCUGGCCAAUUAACACUGCAUCUAAAGAUAGUGUGGUUGUUGGUGUUCAAAUGGAGGUCUUAACUAAUGAGCUUUGUUCACCAUUUCUCUUUAAUGUAACAUGUCACUAUUUCUUUGGGCCGGUUGGAGCCCUGUGUUUGGAAUUGGUGAUGCAGCCAGCUACAACUAUAACUCUCAGGAUCUAUAGCAGUUAGUUCUGAACGUGUCAGCUGUGUGGAAUUGUGCUUUGUAAUGGGCUAUUGCCAUGGUAAAGCACGACAGCUCCUAUGAAGAAUAUUUUGGUAUAAAUAUGUCAACCUGAGUAGAGCUGAAUGGGGAGCAGGAACUUGCCGAAGACCCUGCUACAGAAUGCAGGCUGACUGUUUCUCUUGGAUCUUGUUCAUUAGUAAACAACAGCUUAAUGGAGCACUCCUGCCCAUUAUAAUCUUGAACUGUUUUCUAUACCUCUUCUCCCCCAGUCCUAUACAAGUAUUUCAGCUGAAGGGCAACUUCCUUGCCAUCUCCAAUGUUCAGCUGAGAGCAACACAACUUAAAAAAAUAAAUCUGCCUUUCAAAUGUUUCUCCUUCUUGACUGAGUUUUCUGAGCCUUACUCUAGUUUGGCUGCUCCAGAUUUUUUUUUUUGGUUGUAACUUGUACAUAAUUAAAAGAAAACUAAUUUUGUGAAGACAGUUAACCAUCUGUCACAAUUAAAGCCAUGGAUUUUAGUUCAUCCUGCAGAAUCUGCUAUAUUAUUGAGCAAGUUUUCCUUUAUUCCCUUUAAUUAUGUGUUUAUGGUAUAAGUGAUUGUCUAAUCAGACUGGAACAGCGCAGCAGCCUGUGCAUGAGAAUGAUUUGUGUGUUUAAGCUGCCUCUGGAUGUACCAAUUGAAGUAGGUUGUAUGAGAUGUCAGUAGAAAGGAAUUGUGAUCAUUGUAUACAAAUUUAUAUAAAAUAAAGAUGACAUAUUUUUGUACUUCAUUAAAUCUACUUGCAUGUCAGCAAUAAAUUUCAUACUGUAGAAAAGCUCA
Molecule: messenger RNA, 5697 nt
Organism: Mobula hypostoma (lesser devil ray)
Lineage: Eukaryota; Metazoa; Chordata; Chondrichthyes; Myliobatiformes; Myliobatidae
Gene: stk40
Product: serine/threonine kinase 40
Exons: 12
Coding region: 387-1682 (431 amino acids)
Biological process (GO): protein phosphorylation
Molecular function (GO): protein kinase activity; ATP binding
Source: RefSeq, a predicted model, not a curated record